Pseudozyma flocculosa PF-1 is the source of this 2373-nucleotide messenger RNA. RefSeq lists its product as uncharacterized. Gene Ontology annotation, molecular function: beta-galactosidase activity. The record is from RefSeq and is a predicted model, not a curated record. Gene Ontology annotation, cellular component: beta-galactosidase complex. The transcript has a single exon. NCBI's taxonomy places the organism in Eukaryota, Fungi, Basidiomycota, Ustilaginomycetes, Ustilaginales, Ustilaginaceae. Bases 1 to 2373 code for a protein of 790 amino acids. Gene Ontology annotation, biological process: galactose metabolic process.
AUGUUGCUGCAAGGAAAGUGGCAACAGCUUGCCGCGCUCGUGGCGGUGCUGCCCAGCCUGGUCCAGGCGCUGCCCAGCAGCCUCGGCUUCGACAACCAGCUCGACUCGGCCUCGCUCUUUGAGCGCGAAGUCAUCGUCCCAGACACGGACCCGACCACCGAGAUCACUUUUACCGGCUCCAAGUCGCCUGAGAAGCGCCGAUGGCCCCAGGGUUUCCACUUUGCCACCGACUACUACCCCAACCAGUGGCCCGAGUUCCUGUGGGAGAGCGACGCCGAGCGCAUGGCCAACGCCAGCCUGUCGUACGUCCGGAUCAACGAAUUUGACUGGGCCAUCCUCGAGCCCGAGGAGGGCAAGUACGACUUCUCGACCCUCGACCGCUCCAUCGAGGUGCUCGGGUCCAAGGGCCUCAAGGUCAUCCUCGGCACCCCGACGGCCACGCCGCCCAUCUGGGCCGUGCGCAACUACGACAUCCUCGGCGCCGACACCCAGGGCCGCGAGCGCAGGUUCGGCAGCCGCCGACACUACUCGUUCUCGGCGCCCGACUACCGCAUGCUGAGCAAGCGGAUCACGACGGCGCUCGCCAAGCGCUACGGCAACAACGAGCACGUCGUCGGCUGGCAGCUCGACAACGAGUUUGGCUGCCACGGCACCACGCGCACCUACGACAAGCACGCCGAGAAGCGCUUCCAGGGCUGGCUGCAAGACAAGUACAACCACAACAUCACCCUCUUCAACCAGAGGCAGGGCCGCGUCUUCUGGUCGCAGGACUACCAGUCGUUUGACCAGAUCAAGGUGCCCCUGCUCGAGGUCACGGAGAGCACGCCCGCCCACCGCCUCGACUUCUACGACUUUAGCUCGGACAUGGUCAUCGAGUUUGCAAAGGAGCAGACCGACAUCAUCCGCCAGCACAGCGACCGAUUCAUCACGACCAACUUCAUGGGCUACUACAACGACUUUGACCACUACAAGUUCGCCAAGUCGAUCGGCAUGGACCUCGCCACCUGGGACUCGUACCCGCUCGGCAACACCGAGCAGUUCUCUUGGAUCAGCGACGAUGACAAGCUGCGAUACGGACGCACCGGCAUGCCCGACUCGCAGUCGCUCAUGCACAACCUCUACCGCGGCAUCAGCGGCGCCGCCUACAACAAGACGGCCGGCCCCUGGGGUAUAAUGGAGCAACAGCCAGGUCCCGUCAACUGGGCUCCUUUUAAUCCUUCCCCGCGCGACGGCAUGCCGCGAAUGUGGGCCCACGAGAUCCUGGCCCACUCGGGAACCAUGGUCAACUACUUCCGAUGGCGCGAGGUGCCGUACGCGCAGGAGCAGAUGCACGCCGCCUUCAACCUGCGCAACAACGAGCCCGACGUCCUCUUCUUCGAGCAGCAGAAGAUUGUCAACGAGGACCUGCCGGCGCUGCAGAAGUCGGGCCUGACCGAGGGCGAGGCCAAGGAGGGCGGCAGCAACAAGUCGCAGGCGCCCGUCUUUGCCGAAGAGCCCCAGGCCGACGUGGCCCUCGUGUGGGACUACAAGGCCCAGUGGCUGCUCGAGGUCGAGCCCCAGUCGGGAACCUGGGACACGAACUCGAACACGUUCACCAACCCGUCGAUGUACUACAACUCGCUCGUCUACAACUGGUACUCUGCGCUGCGCCGCCUCGGCCUGUCGGUCGACGUCAUCGGGCCGUACACCAAGCUCGACGGCUACAAGAUGGUGGCGGUGCCCACGAUGCCCAUCGUCCACGACGAGUUUGACAAGUCGUUCAGCAAGUUCAACGGCACCGCCGUGUUUGGGCCGCGCUCGGCGAGCAAGGUGGCCACGCUCGACAUCCCCGACGGCCUGAUCCCGGCCGCGGGCGCUGUGCGCGAGGCGCUGCCGAUGGUCGUGACGCGCGUCGAGACGACCAAGCCGGGCUUUGGCGACAUGAUUUCCUACGCGGGCGAGCAGUACAACAUCUCGGGCUGGUCCGAGUGGAUCCAGUGCUCGCGCGGCAGCCGCCAGGCGAGCGUCGCGGCCGACCAGGGCGCCGCCUACCACGGCUACCGCGACGGCAAGCCCAUCACGUGCGCCCACGACGACGGCAAAAAGACGACCCACUACAUUGGCGCCUACACGCCCGUCGAGUUCCUCAUCUCGUACUUUGCCGACGCCGCCAAGUCGCUCGGCCUCAAGACGCUGCUGGGCACCGAAGUGGCCAAGGACGCCGAGCUCGGAAAGGACCUCCGCCUCGUCCGCAGCGGAAAGGCCCUGUGGGCCCUCAACUACGGUCCCGAGGCCGUCGAGCUCCCCGCCACGCCCGAGGGCGCAGAGCUCGUCCUGGGCGGCGCCGACGGCAAGGUCGCCCCCGCCGACGUCGCCGUCUGGAAGCUGCCUUGA